This is a messenger RNA of Rhineura floridana, 4606 nucleotides long. RefSeq names its product SMAD family member 7 (gene SMAD7). Gene Ontology annotation, molecular function: I-SMAD binding; transcription regulator inhibitor activity. The coding region runs from base 1279 to 2679 and encodes 466 amino acids. Lineage: Eukaryota; Metazoa; Chordata; Lepidosauria; Squamata; Rhineuridae. Gene Ontology annotation, biological process: BMP signaling pathway; anatomical structure morphogenesis; SMAD protein signal transduction. Gene Ontology annotation, cellular component: heteromeric SMAD protein complex. The transcript is spliced from 5 exons. The record is from RefSeq and is a predicted model, not a curated record.
CCCUCUCCCUUGCAAAGCUGUCGCCCUCCCUAAUAUUUUGUACGUUUAUAUCUUGGGAAAUUGGCAUUGCAAAGCUGCAAAGGAGAGCCGUCCUCUGCUCCUCCACGUUUUCCUUGCUGAAAGGAAGGAGGUGGGGAGGCACAGGCAGCGAGCGAGCGAGCACGCAGCAAACCUCUCCUGCGUUUGGGAAAGGGGAGAAGGGAGCGGAAAAAGGAAGGGAGAGAAGAAAAGCAGAGGAGGGGGGAAAGAGCCAGCCCAGGCGAAGGGAGCUGGGUGGAUUCCCCCCGCCCCGUCUGGGUUCCUCCUCCUCCUCUCGGCUCUGUGUGUGUGUGUGUGUGUGUGGAAGGCGGCGACGGCCGAGGGCAAACGGCGCGGACAGCCGCCAGACGGAAGAGCCGAGGAACUGCAUUGCUCCAGAGCCGGAGGGGCGGCUGGCGACACUUUUCCGCUCCUGUCAUUAGAGGGCUCGUCCUCGCUUGCUUCUCCGGCGGACAAGGCAGCCAACAAGCGAGGAGGCAUCCCGCACGAGCCGGAAGAUCAAAGCGCUUGUGGAAGGGCGGGCGCCUCCUGGGAGCGUCCGGAUCGAGGGGCUGGUGCCUGUUCCGCAGAUAAGAGAGAGAGCGAUCUGUGCCUGCAAACGGAAAGAGACCUGUCCGGACGGAAAGAAGAACCUUUGGAUACAUUUCUGCUGUUGCUGUGGAUUCCCCCUCCCCCCGCUCAUAGAUUUGCCUUCUUCUUACUGCAAAACGUCGAGAUCCAAAUCUUCCUCAAUUUUGGGGGGGAUCUCAGUCCCAUUCUUCAACGCCAGGUUGUAUACGCUUCCGUCCUCCUCUUUCUGGACCUUUCCUUUUUGGCUGGAUUUACCACCUACCCUGAUCACUUAAGGAUCUAAAAUCUUGUGCCUUUCCAACCUAUUACAUUUUUGGAGGGGGCUCCUGGCCGUCUCACGCGACCGCAUCGUUGGCGUCUGACCCUGAAGAAAAUACUUCCAUAUUCCGUGGAGGUUUUUUUUUGGGGGGGGGGUCGGGAUCCUGUGAUAGUGUUGGGAAGAGGGCAUGCUAGACUGGCCCCGAAUGAUCCUGGUCGGUACCCCUUAGCGCAUAACCCCAAACACACGCGCGCAGACUUCCUUUACAGAAACGGUAGGGAUUGAUUCUCGCUGCUGCUGUUCGUUUUGCUUGCCAUCCCGCGCCCCCCCCCCGUGGAUUUAAGAAGGUUUUUGAAGAGAGAGACGAAGGUGGGGGGGAAUUAAUCUCCAGCUUGUCCAGAGACUGGCGUAUGCUUCAGAUUGCCUUGGCUGUGUCUCCAGCACCAACAGGAGGAAGAACAGCGCGGCCGCCGCCGCCACCAGCACCGCCAUCAGGGCCCGUCCUCUGUUGCCGCUUCAUCCCAAUCAUUUCAGGCUGCUUAUCCUGGCUGCCUGGACUCGGCUCCCGGAUUCUUCAUGAGUUGCGGACGACAUGCCCGUUUUUUAGCCGGGGAACCUUCUUCUCGUCCCGCAUGUUCAGGACCAAACGAUCGCUGCUCGUCCGAAGACUCUGGCGGAGCCGUGCGCCCGGCGGGGAGGAAGAAGGCGGCGAACUUGGAGAAGGAGGCACGGACAGACGGGCGCAUGGGGCUGGAGGCGGCGGCGGCGGUGGAAGCCGGGGUUGUUGCAUGGGCAAGUCGGGGAAAGUCGCCAAGGCGCACGUCGGAUCGGAGACUGAACUGAAAGCGGUGACCCACUCGGUGCUGAAGAGGUUGAAGGAAAAGCACCUGGAGGGCCUCCUCCAAGCCGUGGAGUCCCGGGGGGGCACCCGGACCUCCUGCCUCCUCUUGCCCACCAAAGUGGACUCCAAGCUGGGCCAGCAUUGGUACUCCCUCCCUCUGCUGCUGUGUAAAGUCUUUCGGUGGCCCGAUCUCAGGCACUGGUCGGAAGUCAAGAGGUUAUGUUGCUGUGAAUCCUAUGGGAAAACUCACCCGGACUUGGUCUGCUGCAACCCCUACCACCUCAGCAGGCUCUGUGAACUAGAGUCUCCCCCUCCUCCUUACUCGAGAUAUCCAAUGGAUUUUCUCAAACCAACUGCAAAUUGUCCAGACUCUGUGCCUUCCUCCACUGAGACAGGGGGGACUAAUUAUCUGGCCCCUGGGGGGCUUUCAGAUUCCCAAGUUCUACAAGAGCCGGGGGAUCCAUCACACUGGUGCGUGGUGGCAUACUGGGAAGAAAAAACACGUGUGGGUCGGCUGUAUUCUGUCCAAGAGCCCUCCCUGGAUAUCUUCUACGAUCUACCUCAGGGGAACGGCUUCUGCCUCGGACAGCUCAAUUCGGACAAUAAAAGCCAGCUGGUGCAGAAAGUCCGCAGCAAGAUUGGCUACGGCAUCCAGCUGACCAAGGAAGUCGAUGGGGUAUGGGUUUAUAACCGCAGCAGUUACCCGAUUUUCAUCAAGUCGGCCACACUGGACAACCCCGACUCCAGGACGUUAUUAGUUCAUAAAGUGUUCCCAGGCUUUUCCAUCAAAGCGUUUGACUAUGAAAAGGCUUACAGCUUGCAGAGGCCCAACGACCACGAAUUCAUGCAGCAGCCGUGGACUGGCUUCACUGUUCAGAUCAGCUUUGUGAAGGGCUGGGGUCAGUGCUAUACAAGACAAUUCAUCAGCAGUUGCCCUUGCUGGUUGGAGGUUAUUUUUAACAACCGAUGACUCAAGACUUAUACCGGACUCAACAAUGACAUUUUAUAACUACUUUGCUGCUAAAUAUCUCCUUCUGAGUGCUUGCUUUUUCAUGCAAACUUUUUUUUGUUUCUGUUUCUGUUUUGAGAAAUAGCUUAUGGAAAGAUUUCUCUCUCUCUCUCUCUCUCUCUCUCUCUCUCUCUCUCUGUUUUUUGGCUUUGGUAUUUUGAUAAGGUUUUUUUCAGUGUGAAUGACCAAUAACUCAGAAGGGGAAAGGGAAGGCAUCUGGGAAAGGGUAGGGUGGGGUGAGGAUUGAGCAGAGUUUCACUUGAACGUGCUUCCCUAGUGGAUCAUUUGUACCCUCUAAGUUAUUACCCAAACACGGUGGGUGUGGAAUUGGAUGCAACUUGGUUUUGGAAUAGCUCCCUCUCAAAUUCCAACAGUCUUCAGGCUUUUCUUUAUAACUCCUUCCCUCCCCCAUAUUGUAAACGCACAUACACCAAUUUAGAGACCUGUGUUUGCUCCUCUAGAUAUGCAGUGUCCUUGUACGCAUUGUCUACCCUGUUCAUUUCAAUGGAGGUAAGCAGAUCCACACACAUGAAGACACGGGGAAUUGAGACCCAUUUUCUCAGAGAGCCAGUGUGGUGUAGUGGUUAAGGUGUUGGACUGCGACCUGGGACACCAGGGUUCGAGUCCCCACACAGCCAUGAAGCUGAUUGCGUGACCUUGGGCCAGUCACUGCCUCUCAGCCUCAGAGGAAGGCAAUGGUAAACCUCUGAAUACUGCUUACCAUGUUCAUAGGGUCGCCAUAAAUCGGGAUCAACUGGAAGGCAGUACAUCAUCAUCAUUCUCAGUUGAAAUGAACAGCGAUGCCAUUGCAAGCAGAAGGGCUCCAAAUGCACAUUGGAGCUACCAUGCUUGUUUUUUGUUUAAUCCUGUAUAAGGAUAAGCUCUUUUAAAACAAUUUAUCUUGCACCAGGUUCUCUCAAAACCUGGUGCUAAACUAUUCAUAUGAGAGUCGACUGCUGUGAGGUGCCUUCAUCCUGUUCACCAUGACAUGCGCAUACAUACUAGUCCGUUUUGCUGCAGUUUCUGCCUUAUGGCUGGUCAUCCCAUAUCCUGUUUGUUACAAAUACACACAACUCCUUUGAUGGUAUGAAGGAGGCCAACCUUUGGUGGUGACAAAAGGCCAUCAUAGGUCACUGGCCCAGAAUGAAUGUACACAACAUGCAUGCAGACACAAGUCACUCUGGGGAGCAAAUGCAGCAGAAUAAAACUUUUGCCAACACUUUAUUACUUUUUCUUCUCUCUCCCUCUUUCCGCCUUCUCCCUUGCAGCUCUCUGCUGCUUUAACACUUCAUGUCUGUGUCAUGUGGGGGGCGGGGGGGAGGAGCAUGGGCUUGAAAGGGCAUGCCCAUUUUUCUGUUGCGCUUCGUGAUCAUUUGUGAUCCCAGGAAAACAAUUAAGGUGCAUGGCCUGUGUGCUUUUCAAAUUGAUCUUUGAUGCAGACUUCUUGAUACCUUUUUCUUUUUUUAAAAGACGAAAAGGAUUUUCAGUAUUUAUCCCCUUGUAGCCUGUCCUGAUCAGGUUUACGAUAGUACUGUUUGCAUCCAGAAAUUGCAGUUGUUUCAUUUUAUUUCUUCUUGAAUUCAUACACUUAGUAUGAUAAUUUUACACUGUUCUUAGCUCAAUGAGCAUGUUCAGACCUUAACAUAAGCUAUUUUUCUAAAUAUAAAAGGUUUAAGUGAACAAGAGAAGCAUUCUCCUUGGGAUUUUAGCAUUUGAAGUGCUUUGGAAAACAAAAACAAAAGAACAACAAAAAAAAGAGACUCCUUAAAAAAAAACCUGAGAUUUAUUAAAGAAAAAAUGUAUUUUAUGUUAUAUAUAAAUAUAUUAUUACUUGUAAAUAUAAAGACGUUUUAUAAGCAUCAUUAUUUAUGUAUUGUGCAAUGUGUAU